Cokeromyces recurvatus is the source of this 802-nucleotide messenger RNA. RefSeq lists its product as uncharacterized. Lineage: Eukaryota; Fungi; Mucoromycota; Mucoromycetes; Mucorales; Mucoraceae. The coding region runs from base 332 to 802 and encodes 156 amino acids. The transcript is spliced from 3 exons. Gene Ontology annotation, molecular function: translation elongation factor activity. The record is from RefSeq and is a predicted model, not a curated record. Gene Ontology annotation, biological process: translational elongation; peptide biosynthetic process. Gene Ontology annotation, cellular component: cytoplasm.
UUUCUCUCUCUCUCUUUCUCUUUCUACUUUUAUAUGAUAUCUACUACUUGUUUUACUUUAGCCAAACAAGCAAUGAUUCAUAGAUGGAAUCAGCCAUUAUCCCGCUUAGUAUUACCAUAUACAACUAAACGCUUUUAUAAAUUAAGUGUUGGGUCUGUUAAAAAGGGACAAAUUGUACAAUAUAAAGAUAAAGCUUGGAAAGUAUUGACAAGAGACCAUGUAUCAACUGGUAGAGGCGGUGCUAUAGUUAAGGUACUGUUAGCGAACCCUUUAUUAUUAUUAUUAUAUAUAAAAGAAAAGAAUCAGUAUUAAAAAGAGUUGACAUAUAAAGAUGGAAUUACAAGAUAUCUUGUCAAAUGUCAAAGCAAAUGAGCGCUUUAAAUCUGGGGAUAGUUUAGAAAUCUUGAACUUGUCUGAAGAAGCAUAUCAAUACUUGUAUUCAGAAGGUAAUAAAGUGCAUUUAUUGAAUCUUGAAAGCUUUGAAGAAAUAGAGAUGGAUAUGUCAAGAUGUGAAGGAGGAGAACGAUCGGUUAAUAUGUUAGAAGAUUCGAUGCCUGUUACUGUCAGUUUCUUAACAACCCCUGAAAAUGGUAGACAGCCUUGCAUUUUCAAGUUGCCUUCAAAUUAUACAUUUACCGUUCAAUCCGUCAUUAAUCGUGCUGGACAAGCUGCAAAAGGCACUGUUUACAAAUCUGCCGUUUUAACAAAUGGUGCUAAACUUCAAGUACCUGAAUUUGUAAAUGAAGGUGAUAAGAUUGUAGUAGAUAUUGAAGCUAUGAAAUACGUUAAACGUGAAUUAUAA